Molecule: messenger RNA, 5409 nt
Organism: Physeter macrocephalus (sperm whale)
Lineage: Eukaryota; Metazoa; Chordata; Mammalia; Artiodactyla; Physeteridae
Gene: AMOT
Product: angiomotin
Exons: 14
Coding region: 697-4017 (1106 amino acids)
Biological process (GO): angiogenesis; hippo signaling; establishment of cell polarity involved in ameboidal cell migration
Cellular component (GO): lamellipodium; cytoplasmic vesicle; plasma membrane
Molecular function (GO): signaling receptor activity
Source: RefSeq, a predicted model, not a curated record
AAGAAAAGCCACCCGUUCGUCCCCCUUCCCCUACCUCCAAUCCUUUGCCCAGGAGCUGCCUUCAUCGCAGUCACGCCCCUUCCUUCCGAGGAGCUUUCUGGCUGCCUAAACUGGUAGACCCCCUGAUUUAUUCCUCCAUCUCCGCUCCCUUUCGCCUCAUCUUCUCUUAGUUCUCACAGCCCCCUCCACCCCCACCUCCAGUCUGUCUCGCCUCGGACCAUCCGCUGCUCCACCCUCCGGCCCGGUAUCCUGCCUGUGCACUGCCACCAAGGAGAUCCCGGACGGAGCAGCGAGGAGGGGAGCAGCCGGGAGUUGGGGCUUCCCUCCUGCCUAUCCCUGGCCUCUGGCCCGGGACCGAAGCCGCUUGAGCGAGCAGAGUCGUCACCUUGUCUGCGUUGCCUUCAGGGAGCUGCAGAGAAGGACAAAUAAGAUAACAGAAGUGAAAGAGCUCUUGUCUCCUUAGAAGAAAGGCUGAGAAACUUAAGAGUGACCAGUGGUUGGACUCUUGGCGGCGCUUACCCUGAACCUGAGUGUUAGGGGAGAGGGAAUCUGCCGUUGCGGUCUCUGGAGCUGCUCAUAAGCAAGAAUUCCCUAUCCUGAGCAAGGCUUUAAGCCUAAAAGAAAGCAGAAAUAGGUCAAGGGCAGCCCAGGUGCCCAAUUUCUCUCUCUCUUCACAAGGCACCACCAGCAAUAGAGAUGAGAAAUUCUGAAGAACAGCCAAGUGGAGGAACCACAGUAUUGCAGCGUCUGCUACAAGAGCAGCUCCGCUAUGGCAAUCCUAAUGAGAAUCGCAACCUGCUUGCCAUACACCAGCAAGCCACAGGGAACGGCCCUCCUUUCCCCAGUGGCAGUGGGAACCCAGGCCCUCAGAAUGAUGUGUUGAGUCCCCAAGACCACCACCAACAGCUUGUGGCUCAUGCUGCUCGACAAGAACCCCAGGGGCAGGAAAUCCAGUCAGAAAACAUCAUCAUGGAGAAGCAGCUUUCCCCUCGAAUGCAGAAUAAUGAAGAACUCCCGACCUAUGAGGAAGCCAAGGUCCAGUCCCAGUACUUUCGGGGCCAACAGCAUGCCAGUGUCGGAGCUGCCUUCUAUGUCACUGGAGUGACCAACCAGAAGAUGAGGACUGAGGGACGCCCGUCAGUUCAGCGGCUCAAUCCUGGAAAGAUGCAUCAGGAUGAAGGACUCAGAGACCUUAAGCAAGGACAUGUUCGCUCCUUGAGUGAACGACUAAUGCAGAUGUCACUGGCCACCAGUGGAGUUAAGGCCCAUCCGCCUGUUACCAGCGCUCCCCUCUCCCCACCACAACCCAAUGACCUCUACAAGAAUCCCACAAGUUCCAGUGAAUUCUACAAGGCCCAAGGGCCACCUCCCAGCCAGCAUAGCCUGAAGGGCAUGGAACACCGAGGCCCCCCACCAGAGUAUCCCUUCAAGGGCAUGCCACCCCAAUCUGUAGUGUGCAAGCCCCAAGAGCCAGGGCACUUCUAUAGUGAGCAUCGUCUGAACCAGCCAGGGAGAACAGAGGGGCAACUGAUGAGGUAUCAGCAUCCCCCUGAGUAUGGAGCAGCCAGGCCAACGCAGGACAUCUCAUUGCCGUUGUCAGCCCGGAACUCUCAGCCUCACAGCCCUACUUCUUCCCUCACGUCUGGGGGUUCCUUACCCUUGCUGCAGUCUCCACCAUCCACUAGAUUGUCUCCUGCCCAACACGCCUUGGUCCCAAACCAAGGAGACCACUCAGUUCACCUGCCUAGGCCGCAGCAGCAUUUCCUUGCUAACCAGGCUCACCAGGGGGAUCAUUACCGUCUCCCCCAGCCUGGCCUGAGUCAGCAGCAGCCGCAGCCGCAGCCGCCGCCACACCAUCACCACCAUCACCAGCAGCAGCAGCCAGGAGAAGCCUAUUCAGCUAUGCCUCGGGCUCAGCAGUCGUCUGCUUCGUAUCAGCCAAUGCCAGCCGACCCUUUUGCCAUUGUUUCCAGAGCCCAGCAGAUGGUUGAGAUUCUCUCAGAUGAGAACCGGAACUUGCGGCAGGAGUUGGAAGGAUGCUACGAGAAGGUGGCGAGACUGCAGAAGGUGGAGACAGAAAUCCAGCGUGUCUCAGAGGCAUAUGAGAACCUUGUGAAGUCAUCCUCCAAAAGAGAGGCCCUGGAGAAAGCCAUGAGAAACAAGCUUGAGGGCGAGAUUCGGAGGAUGCAUGACUUCAACAGGGAUCUGAGAGAGCGUCUAGAGACGGCCAACAAGCAGCUUGCAGAGAAGGAAUAUGAGGGGUCAGAAGAUACCAGAAAAACCAUCUCUCAGCUCUUUGCAAAAAAUAAGGAGAGCCAGCGGGAGAAAGAGAAACUGGAAGCGGAGCUGGCCACUGCCCGUUCUACCAACGAGGACCAAAGGCGACACAUUGAAAUCCGAGACCAGGCCCUGAGCAACGCCCAGGCCAAGGUGGUAAAGCUGGAGGAAGAGCUGAAAAAGAAGCAAGUGUACGUAGAGAAGGUGGAAAAGAUGCAGCAAGCUCUUGUACAGCUCCAGGCAGCAUGUGAAAAACGAGAACAGCUGGAGCACCGUCUCCGGACACGACUGGAGAGAGAACUGGAAUCUCUCCGGAUCCAGCAGCGCCAGGGCAACUCUCAGCCCACCAAUGUUUCAGAAUACAAUGCCGCUGCACUGAUGGAGCUCCUUCGUGAGAAGGAGGAGAGGAUCCUGGCCCUGGAAGCUGACAUGACUAAAUGGGAGCAGAAGUAUUUAGAGGAGAAUGUGAUGAGACAUUUUGCCCUGGAUGCUGCGGCCACCGUAGCUGCUCAGAGGGACACAACAGUCAUCAGCCACUCUCCUAACACCAGCUAUGACACAGCUCUAGAAGCUCGCAUCCAGAAGGAGGAAGAAGAAAUACUGAUGGCCAACAAGCGUUGCCUUGACAUGGAGGGCAGGAUUAAGACCCUCCAUGCCCAGAUUAUUGAGAAGGAUGCCAUGAUCAAGGUACUCCAGCAGCGUUCCCGGAAGGAGCCAAGUAAGACAGAGCAGCUGUCAUCCAUGCGGCCAGCAAAGUCUCUGAUGUCCAUUUCCAAUGCUGGAUCAGGCUUGCUCUCCCAUUCUUCCACCCUGACUGGCACCCCCAUCAUGGAAGAGAAACGGGAUGACAAGAGCUGGAAGGGUAGCCUAGGUAUCCUCCUGGGUGGAGACUACCGUGCUGAGUCUGUCCCUUCCACCCCUUCGCCUGUGCCGCCCUCGACUCCCCUGCUGUCAGCUCACUCCAAGACAGGCAGCCGGGACUGCAGCACGCAAACAGAACGGGGAACGGAACCCAACAAAACCGCAGCUGUCGCUCCCAUCUCUGUCCCUGCUCCAGUUGCUGCUGCCGCCGCCAGCACCGCCACCAUGGUAGCCGCUGCUCCAGUGGCUGUCGCCGCUGCCGCUCCAGCCGCCGCCGCUGCCGCCGCCGCCGCCGCCGCCGCCGCCGCCGCCCCGUCCGCCGCCGCCGCCGCCGCCGCCGCCGCCGCCGCCGCCGCCGCCGCCGCCGCCGCCGCCGCCGCCGCCGCCGCCGCCGCUGCCGCCGCCGCCGCCGCCGCCGCCGCCGCCGCCGCCCCGUCUCCAGCAGCCGCUGCCGCCGCUCCAGCCGCUGCCCCAGCUCAGACUCCAGCCGCCGCCGCCGCUGCCGCCGCCGCUGCUGUUCAGCUUGCUCCAGCGGCUCUGGCUCCGGCUCCGGCUCCGGCUCCGGCUCCAACUCCAGUUCCGGCUGCAGCAGCGGCUCCGGCUCCGGCUCCGGCUCCGGCUCAGACUCAGGCACCAACUCCAGCUCCGGCUGCAGCUGCUCCUCCAGCUCCAGCUCCAGCUCCGGCUUUGGCUCAGGCCGAGGCUCCUGCGAGUCCAGCUGCCGGCUCUGGACCACGUCGUUUGUCUAUACCAAGUGUGAGCUGCAAUCCAGAUAAGACAGAUGGCCCUGUUUUCCACUCCAAUACUCUGGAAAGAAAAGCUCCCAUUCAGAUCCUGGGACAAGAGCCUGAUGCAGAGAUGGUGGAAUAUCUCAUCUAAAUGGCCUAAUCAAGAGCUGCAGUUUAUCAUCAAGAAUGCUUUUAAUCAUUUUUCCCUUUUGUUUGUUCUUAUUUUGAGGGUGAGGACAAGGGUUGGGUGGGGGGAUGUUUUUUAAAGGGACUUUUUAUUGAAACAACAUAGUACUUAGGUAAUACCAUAUGAACUCCAGUCUGUUCUGGUACACUUAGAGAGUACCUCUAAAAAGCCAGAUCAAUCAGAAUGUACUCUAAAGUUUAUUGUUGGGAUUUAUACAAAUUCUGGGACUGUUAAUAGCUGGAUAUACAUCAAUGUUUUCAAUGUGCUGAAAUUUGUUUAGCAUUUCCAUAUUCUGGAUCAUUCUUUUAUCGAAGAGCACAGUAUGUUUGGAAGACAGUGUGUAACAUGUAGUUCAGAAGUCGAAGCCAGAGAGGAUUUGGGUGUGUGCUGUUUUGUAUAGUUUCCAUCUAGGCAGCAUCCAGGGAGAGCUCUCGCCUCGGGCGCAUGAAAGGGAAUAGUUUUAAGAGCUAUGUAAACUGGAGAAAAGGUAGGGAGUAUUGGGGUGUGGAAGGGUGCUGGAGCUAAUUUUCCCUCCCAAUUUCCCAGCUACCCUGGGCCAGGAGAUUGUGUUUAUCUUUAUUUCAGUGGUGCUUUGGAAGUGGAUUCUUUUGGUUCCCUCGUGGAGGUUCAUACAUUCAUAUAUAUACUGUGGAGUAAUUUAUGCAUUUGGAUAAUUAAUAUAUUGCUUUCAGAUGCUAGGAGAGUAAAUUAGCUGAGUGAUGUACAACUUCUUCUCUCUUAGGGAGUUAGACCAUCCGAGGCCUUGACGGAGAGUUGCAUGAGGUGCUGUAUGCAGACUUGUGUGGUCUGUGUGUAGCCAGGAACAUAGCUCGCUUGCCUUUCCCGAGACCAACCUGCUUAGUGUUUAUUUCUUCUCCAGCACAAACUCACUGGCUGUGUCACCAGUCUCAAAUUGCCAAUCAUUUGCAAAAUGAGGAAGCGUUUUUGUUGACCGGUUGAAUGCUUUGAAUUUCUGGUGACUACUUUGAAAUAACUCAUGUUGUUUUCCCAAAUUCUUAGCGUACGUCUUAAAAGGCAUAUAUGACUAUCGCCUCCAAGGGAAUAGCAUCAGAAGCCCAAAGUACUAUGCUGCAGUCAGGGGAGAGGGGGGCUGCAGCAGUAUCCUCAGCUACCUCUUCUCACUGCCAGUGACUCCAUCUUGGAAUACCUUUGGAGAGCAGCAGGAAAUGCACAUGUGGGCAGGGACCAAGGAGGCCAUGGCUCCAAGCUUUGCCUUAGGUCUGCCUCCAGGGACACAGAAGGGCUGCCUAUUGUCACAGGUCUCUGCCCUGUGUCUCCUCUCUGCCCUUCAUUAAGGUGACAAAUCCAUAGACAAUGUCAUUAAGAUCAGUUUUC